This is a messenger RNA of Arabidopsis arenosa, 1005 nucleotides long. The record is from the annotation of a GenBank genome assembly. NCBI's taxonomy places the organism in Eukaryota, Viridiplantae, Streptophyta, Magnoliopsida, Brassicales, Brassicaceae.
AAUUAUCCACAUUUCCACUCUCUCGUUUACUUCUUCUUCUUCUUCGUUUCACCCACUCACUUCAUUCUCUCUCCAAAACCUUCACUUUCUCUAUCUAUCUUCAAAACAAUGGGAAACAUGUUUGACAGUAGCAAGACCAUAUGGGGAAACAUGAACCAUGGAUCGUCACGUUACUCUCUCAACGGCAAAAUCAUGCUUGCUUCCGUCAUCAUCCUCUUCGUCGCCGUCAUUUUAAUCCUCUGUUUCCACAGCUACGCCAGAUGGUUGUUCCGCCGUCAAAACCGCCGUAUUCGCCGCCGUAUCAGUGCUCACCUCCGAUCACUCGCCGCCGCUCGAGACCCCACUCAAUCAUCCUCAUCUCUAUCUCCUCUUGAUCCGACGGUGCUCGAGAAGAUCCCGAUAUUCGUCUACUCCGCUAAAACCCAUGAAUCUCCACUGGAGGAGUGCUCUGUUUGCUUAUCGGAGUUCGAAGAAGACGACGAAGGACGUGUCCUUCCCAAAUGCGGCCACGUGUUCCAUGUUGAUUGUAUUGACACGUGGUUCCGGUCCAGAUCAAGUUGUCCUCUUUGUAGAGCUCCGGUUCAACCCGCACAGCCGGUUACCGAAUCCGAACCGGUUGCUGCCGUGUUCCCGUCGGUUAAACCAGUUGAAGAUACCGAAGCCGGAAGUUCCUCAUCAUCGGACGAAUCCGAAUCCUCGACGCCGUCGUCCUCCUCUGGGUCGCCGGUGAGGUUUCCGAUGGAAGCUUGUGAGAGAGCACCGAUUGAUUUAAUCGGUAUAAUUGUGGAGAUCCCCAGGGAAUUUGAAGAUUCUAAUUCGGGUCUACCCGGAGAUAACGGGUCGAAUAACCGGACUUCAUUACAAAGGCAAUGGAGUAUUUGAUUACAAAAUUGGAUAGUGAUGGAAUCCGACCCGAUAUCCGGGAAAGCGGGUGGGCAAAUUCGGAUUCUAAAGAUUGGGAUAACCGAUCCGGUAAUCUGGGGAAGCGGGCAGAAUCGUAUUACU